Molecule: messenger RNA, 519 nt
Organism: Rosa rugosa (rugosa rose)
Lineage: Eukaryota; Viridiplantae; Streptophyta; Magnoliopsida; Rosales; Rosaceae
Exons: 1
Coding region: 1-519 (172 amino acids)
Molecular function (GO): nucleic acid binding; RNA-DNA hybrid ribonuclease activity
Source: RefSeq, a predicted model, not a curated record
AUGAAGGCUGCAGCUUGGUGGGAAUUUUAUGUUAAUUGCGGAAAAAAGGAAGGCAAUGAUGGUCUGGGCAGUAGUGGGUCCCAAGCAUUGGGGCUGGUUAGGGAUCAACAACGCAGAUGGGUGAAACCAAGGGAGGGUAUAAUUAAGCUUAAUUUUGAUGGGGCACUGGAGGUCAGUAAGGGGAUCUUUGGUACGGGGGCAGUGUGCAGAGAUGAGCAAGGCACGUGUAUUGGGGUUUUAGCAGUUCCGACAGUGGGUUUUGUGAGUCCACAAACAUGUGAGUUCCUAGCCUUGAUAAAUGGGUUACAUUUCUGUCUCCAAGCUGGGUUCACUCGAUUGGAAAUAGAAGGAGAUGCUCAGAACGUGUUUAUGGCAUUAAAUUCUGAUCAGGAAGACCUCAGCCCAGACGGUGCAUUAGUUGAUGAAGCCAAAUAUCUGUUAAGUUUUUUUUUCAGUCUUGUAGUUGGGGUUAUACCCCUAGGGAGUGUAAUAAUGCCGCUCAUUGUGUGGCAAAAGUAG